Messenger RNA from Xenopus laevis (African clawed frog), 824 nucleotides. Its product is annotated as nuclear transcription factor Y subunit beta. NCBI's taxonomy places the organism in Eukaryota, Metazoa, Chordata, Amphibia, Anura, Pipidae. The transcript has a single exon. The record is from RefSeq and is a predicted model, not a curated record. Bases 1 to 714 code for a protein of 237 amino acids.
AUGCACCUCAAGGCUGCCGCGGGCAGCAGGCAGGAAGAGCUGGAGAACCAAACAGCCGAUUCGUGCAGGGAACCAACCAGGGCCGCACUGGUGUUGGACGGUGAUAGCUCUACAACAGAUACUUCUCAGUUAGGGAUUUCUGGAGACUACAUUAGUGGGGGCCAUUAUGUAAUACAGCCCCAUGAUGGGGACACAGAAGACAGUUUAAAUGACCCAGAUGACACAAAUGGAUCUAAAGAAAGUUUUAGAGAGCAAGAUAUUUAUCUCCCCAUCGCUAAUGUGGCAAGGAUAAUGAAAAUUGCUAUACGACAGACAGGAAAAAUCGCAAAAGACGCCAAGGAGUGUGUACAGGAAUGCGUAAGCGAAUUUAUUAGCUUUAUAACAUCUGAAGCGAGUGAGCGAUGCCACCAGGAGAAGCGAAAGACCAUCAAUGGAGAAGAUAUUCUAUUUGCAAUGUCGACACUAGGCUUUGAUAGUUAUGUAGAGCCAUUAAAGUUGUAUCUUCAGAAAUUCAGAGAGGCAAUGAAAGGGGAAAAAGGCAUUGGUGGUACAGUUACAACAGGAGAUGGUCUGGGCGAAGACCUUGCAGAAGAACCUUUCACUAGCCAAAUACCAGCAGGUUUAAUAACCACAGAUGGACAGCAACAGAAUGUUAUGGUUUAUACCACAUCAUAUCAGCAGAUAUCUGGUGUUCAGCAAAUCCAGUUCUCCUGAUUUUGAAGGAAAAAUCCCAAUGUGCAAACAUGAGUCAGGAAGAAAGCUAUAGCAAUUUGAGUACAAUGGAGUACAAUGGUGUGUGAGGUCGUCCAUUUCCCCCCCCCCCC